This is a messenger RNA of Hipposideros armiger (great roundleaf bat), 3832 nucleotides long. It is a transcript of the gene GPR174, whose product is annotated as G protein-coupled receptor 174. Gene Ontology annotation, biological process: phospholipase C-activating G protein-coupled receptor signaling pathway; positive regulation of Rho protein signal transduction. The transcript is spliced from 5 exons. Gene Ontology annotation, cellular component: plasma membrane. The record is from RefSeq and is a predicted model, not a curated record. The coding region runs from base 958 to 1950 and encodes 330 amino acids. Lineage: Eukaryota; Metazoa; Chordata; Mammalia; Chiroptera; Hipposideridae. Gene Ontology annotation, molecular function: G protein-coupled receptor activity.
UCUCUCUCUCUCUCUCUUUCUUUCUUUCUUUUCUUCUGGUAAUGAAGGGGGAUUGGAUUGGUUGUUCUCAGAACAGGGUGCUGGAAUUGAAGCACAGAUCAGUAGCAUCCCUGUUGCAGUGGCUGUCGCAUGAAUUCUUUGAAGAUCUCUGGAGAAAACAGAAAGAAACAAACGGCGAGGUGGCAAACCUGGACAAGAGAUCAUUGGGUAAAGUGGAGCAGAGAGAAGUGGCGUGUGGUUUUCCAUGCCCCUAAAUUACCCUACAUAGGAAGCCAUCUACAAGCAUUGCAAAGGCAUGAAAAAAUUAAUCCAGCCAGAUUCCCCAUGGCUUCCUCAGGAGACCCUGUUGCUUUGAUUAGGAAAUUCCACCAGCACUAGAGAACACAGUUUUGGGAUCAGUGCUUGUUCAACAUACUUUCAGUUUUUAGCUUUCAACAUAUAACUGAAAAAGUCCCAGAAAAGUUGAUCUAUCCACAUUGAUCAUCUCUGAAGAGUUGCAGACCCACUGAGUACUAAAGCAAACAUUUCUUCUGCGUGAGCCAAAAAGAAAAGAAGAAAAACAGCCUGCCAAACACCUGUAAAGUGAUGACUAUCAUCAUAUGGGAAUUUGAAGAACUACUAUAUGGCACAUUCAUGAUCCAAAUGGGAGAGGAUCAACUGUUGUGAUAUCUCAGAAAGGCUUAUAACAGUGUAAACAAGAGGAGAAAAAUAUAUUGACUUGUCAUCUGUGCUUGUACACUAGAUUUCCAUGUAGUUACUGUAGACAAAUUCAAAGCAAACAUACAGAUAGUUCUUUAAAAAUCAUGUGUAGAAGCUCAGACUGAUGCAGUAAAAAGGAGGUUAUUUUAUUCUCAUUCUCUCUAACCCAUGGAUGAUCUGUCUCUGAGAAAGAGCAGUUGAUUGUGAAUUGAGGUUUUGAAACUCCAUUUGGCAAAGACUGUUUCUUUAGAAAGUAACAUGCCUGCAAAUGACACAUGUGCUGGAACAGAUACAGAUUUUCGAUACUUCAUCUAUGCAGUGACAUACACUGUCAUUCUUGUGCCAGGUUUCAUAGGGAACAUAUUAGCCUUGUGGGUAUUUUAUGGCUAUAUGAAAGAAACAAAACGAGCUGUGAUAUUCAUGAUAAACUUAGCCAUUGCUGACUUACUACAAGUUCUCUCCCUACCACUGAGGAUCUUUUACUACUUGAAUCAUGACUGGCCAUUUGGGACUGGCCUAUGCAUGUUCUGUUUCUAUCUUAAGUAUGUAAAUAUGUAUGCAAGUAUAUACUUCUUGGUCUGCAUUAGUGUACGACGAUUUUGGUUUCUCAUGUAUCCUUUUCGCUUCCAUGACUGCAAACAGAAAUAUGACCUAUACAUCAGCGUUGCUGGCUGGCUGGUCAUCUGCCUUGCCUGUUUGCUCUUUCCUCUCCUGAGAACAAGUGAAGACACCCCAGGCAACAGAACUAAAUGCUUUGUGGAUCUUCCUACCAGGAAUGUCAAACUGGCCCAGUCUAUUGCCAUGAUGACCAUUGGCGAAUUGAUUGGGUUUGUCACUCCUCUUCUGAUUGUUCUGUAUUGUACCUGGAAGGCUGUUUUAUCACUGCGAGAUAAAUACCCUGUGGCCCAGGACCUUGGAGAGAAAAAGAAGGCUUUGAAGAUGAUUUUAACCUGUGCAGGAGUAUUCCUAAUUUGCUUUGCACCUUACCACUUUAGUUUUCCUUUAGAUUUCCUGGUCAAGUCCAACGAAAUUAAAAGCUGCGUAGCCAGAAGGGUGAUUCUGAUAUUUCACUCUGUUGCCCUGUGUCUUGCUAGUCUUAAUUCUUGCCUUGACCCAGUUAUAUACUACUUCACCACUAAUGAGUUCAGAAGACGGCUUUCAAGGCAAGAUUUGAAUGAUAGCAUCCAACUCCAUGCGAAAUCCUUUGUGAGCAACCAUAUUGUUUCUACCUUGACAACUGAAUUAUGCUAAAUAAAAUAAAAUGAAAAAAAUAAAACCUGAAUGUGACCUGAAAUGCAAAUAUAUUAGAACACAUUUGCAAUACCCCAAGCUACUGGGAAGUCACAGGAAGCACUCAUAUGACUUCAGUCAUGCUCUAUCUUACCUAACAUCUUCAUUACAGAACUUAUUUAUGGAGUUAUACUCCACCAUCACUGAUGUUGACAUGUUCAUGAGUAAUUUGUCACCAAGUCUUUGAGACUUGAACUAUAAAACUUCAGUGACGUCCUAUACACAUAUUCUCUCAACUAGAGUCAGCUGUUUUAUCUGUGAACUUAAGAAACAAAGGGACGUUUAGCUUGGUGUCAUCAUAAGCACUUAGUUUUGUCACAGUGGACACUGAGUAUUUAGAGGCAAAGUAGUUGACUAUUUAUACUGGUAAUCACAGUUUGUAUUCCAAUAUCAUAUUUUUGGUUGUAUUUUAAGUAGGAUGACCAAUAUAUCAUUCUGUGAAAAUAAAGUGUUUUAAACAUGGGGCCACUUUUAUCUCCAAUGUAUGAUUACACUCUGGAUUUGAAGACUCAAAUAGCUAUUGCCUCCCUUUCAGUGUCAAUAUGAAACACCAUCUGUUAUGCCUAUUCAUAUAAUGGAAAACUGAACUUAGGCCUUUGGUAUGUUAAAAGCAAGAACAAGAAACAGAUUCACAUGCAAUUCCUUUCUACAACUGUAUAAGCUGCCAUAUUGAAUCUACCCAGGGCAAAUAGCUUGUCAAAGUUCAUACAGUGUGACAUAAAUUGCCUUUAUAGGUCCAGGAGAUAGCACAUAGGUGACAAUCACAGUUUUGGUUCUCUUAAACUAUUUUCAAAGAAUACAUUUGGAGAUACAUGGAUCUACCUAGUAAAAGGAGUUUCCAUUAUGCUUCCAGAGUGACUUUCAGGUACUCUGACAGGUUACUGCAUUUUCUGAGUCUAGGGAAGAAAUACUGCACUAACUACUCACUAAGCUUAGGCCAGAGCAAAAGAUGAAGUAGAGUUGGGUACACCUCUUAAAAGCCUCACCACACUGUAUUUCUUACUUUAAGUUAGGUGGCAACUGUCAAGCUACAUUCACAAGUCAGGGUAAGGUUUGGAGGCAGCCAGGCAUGUGGAUCCUAGUCUUCAGUAAUUUGUCUGAUCCAUCUUUUUCCCAGUCAUACCAUUCUGAGGUCUACAAAGCCUACCUCCCAGCAGCUGGAGAAGACAAUUCUUUCACCUUUUAAAAAAGUGCAGGAGAUUAAUUUUGGCAGCAUUUAACAUCCCUUACAAUUCCUUUUCUGCUACCUCUUUGGUACUAGUAUUCAGGAAAUAGACUGAUGAUAUGAAUAUUAAUUAAAUAUGAGGUCUUACAUAUUUACAGUACUUCGAAACAUGUUUUAGCAAAAAUCUCUAACUUAAAAAAAUGCUCUGCUUAAAAUGUGUGUGCUAUAUACAAUGAAGAAACAUGCUACUUCUCAUCUGGAAGGAUUGUGGAAAUCAACCAAGGAUUCCAUCAUAGACGAAAGGAGUUGUUUCAGGCACACAGUUAUGAUACUAAUAUGUUUGGCGGAAAAACUGGUGAAAUCCAAAUGGAUUCUAAUAUAUAAGAUGAAUGGAAAAAUUUUUAAUGUUUUCUCUGAACAAGUGUUGAUUUUGCUUGUACUUUGUUAUUAAAAUAAUAUCCUAUUAGAAGACUGAUUUUGUGCUGCUAGCAAUAGUGUAUCUAUUUAUCUCCUAAUUAUUCACUGUAAGGUACAUAUUUUGCUGUGUUAAAUUGUGUUUUUAAAAAGGGUAACUGUAACUAUGUCUGGUCUCUUUGAUUUAAAGUGACUUGUGUUUGGGCCGGCCGAGUGGCGCGAUGGUUAAGAAUUGGCUUGGGACGCCAGAGGGCCCCGGUUCAG